UAGUAUUCCGCACUUCUCAAGAAUCUGGUAAUAUUUGACAAAAGCCUGUUAAAUUCUGUCAAACGUGCUUAAACAAAUUAAAAAUGAAUAGAAAAAUGUACAUGUAAAGCAUAUUAUGGAGUAAAUUUAAUAUAUAAGGAAACAUAACGGUGUGUCAAAUUUUUUGUUAGAGAAAAAUGGGAAAUACAAUAACUGUUGCUGAAGUAACCGCCUGUCAGAUUCUUCAUCCAAAUGAUCCAAUCUGUAUUCCCAAACACUCUGUGCACAAUUAUGAGAAGAGAAUCCCGGAAGAGUGCCCCAUGCACAAAAAGAGGCGUACUGAAUUGGUGUGCCCUGCGGAGCAAUGUCCUAUCUCUAAAGGGGAUCGACGUGGGAUUAAUCCUCUAAAUAUGAUGGAGCCAGCUAAUCAAAAUCCUUCACCAGGUCAACCUUUUUCUUUGUCCAAAGAGAGACAAGUCUCCUGCAUUCCAAAAGCUGUUUUCAAGGAGGGCGAAAAUCCAUUUUGGGUAUAUCCCAGUCCACAGAUGUUUUGGAAUGCGAUGCUCAGGAAGGGUUGGAAAUGGAAAGAUGAGGAUAUUAGUCAGAAAGAUAUGAACGAUAUCAUUAAAAUUCACAAUGCUAACAACGAACAAGCUUGGCAGGAGGUACUCAAGUGGGAAGCGUUACAUGCCCACGAAUGUAGAGAUCCUAGAUUGAAAAGUUUUGGAGGUAAGGCAUCAGAAUACAGUCCCAGGGCCAGGAUUAGACAAUUGCUGGGUUACGAGCUACCUUUCGAUAGGCACGAUUGGAUCAUAGACAGAUGCGGAAAGGAAGUGAGAUAUGUUAUCGAUUAUUAUGAUGGCGGUUCGAUAGAUGAUAAAUAUAAGUUCGCCCUGUUAGAUGUUAGGCCUGCAAUGGACAGUUUCGAAAAUAUUUGGGACAGAAUGAAAGUAUGUUGGUGGCGAUGGUUCUACAGCGACGAAUAAAACGCAUGGCCCUGAUGUAGCUUGGAAAAAGAAGAAAGUAAAAGUCUGUUGGAGAGGAAUUUCGUGUUUGUCCGUUAAUUGAACUUUGAACUUGGUUUUCAAGGGUAGCUGAAAUACCUAAUGUCAGAUUGUCCAGCAUUAAUGUAAAUAAAUUAAGGAUAAUGUUGUAAA
Molecule: messenger RNA, 1136 nt
Organism: Anoplophora glabripennis (Asian longhorned beetle)
Lineage: Eukaryota; Metazoa; Arthropoda; Insecta; Coleoptera; Cerambycidae
Gene: Cchl
Product: cytochrome c-type heme lyase
Exons: 6
Coding region: 177-965 (262 amino acids)
Biological process (GO): cytochrome c-heme linkage
Cellular component (GO): mitochondrion
Molecular function (GO): holocytochrome-c synthase activity
Source: RefSeq, a predicted model, not a curated record